AUACCUCUCCGUAUCAUGGCCCACGUGAGACAUUUUCGGACAUUAGCUUCUGGAUUUUACUUCUGGGAAGCAGCGCUGUUGCUCAGUUUGGUUGUUACAAAGGAAACUGAUAGUGCAAGAUCUCGAAGUACUCCGAUGUCACCAUCUGAUUUUCUGGAUAAACUAAUGGGGAGGACAUCAGGAUAUGAUGCGAGAAUCAGACCCAACUUUAAAGGUCCUCCGGUUAAUGUCACAUGCAACAUAUUUAUAAACAGCUUUGGCUCCAUCGCAGAGACGACCAUGGAUUACAGAGUGAAUAUCUUUCUUCGUCAGAAAUGGAAUGACCCUCGCCUUGCAUACAGUGAAUAUCCUGAUGAUUCCUUAGACUUAGACCCUUCCAUGCUGGAUUCUAUUUGGAAGCCUGACUUAUUCUUUGCCAAUGAGAAGGGUGCCAAUUUCCAUGAAGUUACCACAGACAACAAAUUGCUAAGAAUUUUCAAAAAUGGAAAUGUUCUAUAUUCAAUAAGAUUGACCUUAACACUUUCCUGCCCAAUGGUUCUCAAAAAUUUCCCAAUGGAUGUACAAACAUGCAUCAUGCAACUGGAAAGCUUUGGCUACACAAUGAAUGACCUCAUUUUUGAGUGGCAAGAUGAAGAGCCUGUUCAAGUGGCAGAAGGACUGACUUUGCCCCAAUUUUUGUUGAAAGAAGAGAAAGAUUUGCGACACUGCACUAAACAUUACAACACAGUUAAAGUAUGUUACAUCCCUUAUUUCGAUUUGGCAUAUGGGAGUAGGGAUAGUAUAAGAUUCGAUUUUGUAUAUUCAUAUAUUAAUAGUGAUGUGUUAUUUUUGCUGCUGUCAGGUGUUUCAAGUGGGUUCUGGCUUGUUUCCUAUGUCAAGGCGAUUGACAUAUGGAUGGCGGUCUGCCUCCUCUUUGUGUUUUCUGCGCUUCUGGAGUACGCAGCUGUAAAUUUUGUUUCCAGACAGCAUAAAGAACUUCUGAGAUUUAGACGAAAGAGAAAGAAUAAGACAGAAGCUUUUGCAUUGGAGAAGUUUUACCGUUUCUCAGACACGGAUGAGGAGGUAAGGGAAAGCCGAUUCAGCUUCACAGCCUAUGGAAUGGGGCCGUGUAUGCAAGCAAAAGACGGUCUGGCCCCAAAGGCCCCAAACCAUCCUGUCCAGGUCAUGCCAAAAAGCCCGGAUGAAAUGCGAAAAGUCUUUAUUGACCGGGCCAAGAAGAUUGACACGAUCUCUCGAGCCUGCUUCCCAUUAGCCUUUUUGAUUUUCAAUAUUUUCUACUGGGUUAUCUAUAAAAUUCUUAGGCAUGAAGAUAUUCAUCAACAACAAGAUUAAUUCUCUGGGGGCAUGCACACAAGCUAAUAUGGUCAAUCCUGAAGAAAGUUCAUUUACCAUAAUUGUGUAUGUAUGAGUAUACAAAUGAUCAAUGUAU
Molecule: messenger RNA, 1429 nt
Organism: Echinops telfairi (small Madagascar hedgehog)
Lineage: Eukaryota; Metazoa; Chordata; Mammalia; Afrosoricida; Tenrecidae
Gene: GLRA3
Product: glycine receptor alpha 3
Exons: 11
Coding region: 16-1332 (438 amino acids)
Biological process (GO): regulation of membrane potential; nervous system process; chloride transmembrane transport
Cellular component (GO): neuron projection; synapse; postsynaptic membrane
Molecular function (GO): transmitter-gated monoatomic ion channel activity; glycine binding; extracellularly glycine-gated chloride channel activity
Source: RefSeq, a predicted model, not a curated record